Erigeron canadensis is the source of this 2457-nucleotide messenger RNA. RefSeq names its product rho GTPase-activating protein REN1-like. The transcript has 22 exons. Bases 34 to 2457 code for a protein of 807 amino acids. Lineage: Eukaryota; Viridiplantae; Streptophyta; Magnoliopsida; Asterales; Asteraceae. Gene Ontology annotation, biological process: signal transduction. The record is from RefSeq and is a predicted model, not a curated record.
GUUCAUUGAAUAUCGGAUAUCGUUGUAUAUAUAAUGCCUAAUAGUACCAAAACACAUAAUCUUGAUUCAAAAAGCAACACGGGUGAUUCGAGAAACAACCAUGGUGAUCAUUCAAGAAACAAUAAUGCUGAAUUGAAAAUGAAUAGAGACGAAUCAAGAAACAGCAAAUUUGAAUGGAAGAGUAGUAGCCAUUCUGAUUUGAAAUAUAACCCUGAUUCCAAAACCAAUGUUGAUCCUCAUUUUGAGGGAGAUGGUGGGGAUCAUCUGCAACAUUCGUCUGUGGCAGCUCAAUCGCUAGAGAGACAAGAUUCUCAUAACGGCAAUAAGGUUUACAAGAGCGGUCCACUAUUUUUGUCCUCCAAAGGGAUUGGCUGGACUUCUUGGAAGAAAAGGUGGUUUAUAUUAACAGAAACAUCAUUGGUUUUCUUUCGUAGUGAUCCAAAUGCAGCACCUCAAAAGGGUGGUGAGGCGAAUCUGACCCUUGGUGGCAUAGACCUUAACAGUUCAGGCAGUGCUGUUGUGAAGGCAGAUAAGAAACUUAUAACCGUGCUAUUUCCAGAUGGCCGUGAUGGAAGAGCUUUUACCCUUAAGGCUGAAACUUCUGAGGAUUUAUUUGAGUGGAAGGAAGCACUCGAGGCAGCUUUGUCAAAUGCACCAAGUGCAGGAAACGGGUUGGGCCAAAAUGGGAUAUCAAAAAGCGAGAAGGGUGAUACUGCUGAUGGUUCACAGGAACAAUCAAAGGACCAAUCGCCAAGAAAAUCAACAGUACUUGGUCGACCUGUUUUACUCGCAUUGGAAGAUAUAGACGGAACUCCAUCAUUUUUGGAGAAAGCUCUUUGUUAUGUAGAAGACUUUGGGGUUAAUGUAGAAGGAAUUUUACGGCAGGCUGCUGAUGUUGAUGAUGUUGAGCGUCGCAUUCGAGAAUAUGAAGAGGGAAAGACAGAAUUUACUAAAGAUGAGGAUGGGCAUGUUAUAGGAGACUGUAUCAAGUAUGUUCUCCGUGAAUUACCAUCACCUCCAGUCCCAGCAUCUUGCUGUGCUGCUUUAUUAGAAGCAUAUCGAUCGGAUCGAGCCACAAGAGUCAGUGACAUGCGUGCAGCUAUUUGUGAUACAUUUCCAGAACCAAAUCGACGUUUAUUACAGAGGAUAUUAAUAAUGAUGGAAGCUGUUGCAGAAAACAAAUCUGUGAACCGAAUGAGUGUUUCAGCCGUUGCAGCUUGCAUGUCCCCACUACUUCUUCGUCCCCUUUUAUCCGGUGAAGUUGACCUAGGAAAGGGAUUGGAAAUGGGUGGUGAUGGGUCUGCACAACUUCUACAAGCAGCAGCUGCUGCUAACCAUGCUCAAGCAAUCAUUAUCACUCUUGUAGAGGAAUAUGAUAAAAUAUUUGGGGAAGAAGACAUGUUAAGUGAUCUGUACUCGGAUUCAGACGAAUAUGGAAGUGAGAGUGAAGACCUUAGUGACGAGUAUUAUGAAGAGGACGAAGAUGAUGAUUAUAACUCAGAAGGUUCUUGUUCGUGUGAAGAUUCUGAUCAUGGAUCAAGUAGUAGUAAUAGUGAGAGUGGUGAAGAUGGUCGCAGCAAGGGUUCCUCUAGCUCAAAUUCCAAUGAAGCUAAUGAUGAUGACAAUCGAAAAAACACUAUUCACCGAAGACGUAGUGCUAAGAAAGGAUCACCCUUUGAAGACAUAGAAUUAAUAGCCGAACAACAGGCUGAAAUUUUGAGACUUGAGGCUAAUAAAGUUAAAUUGAAAGAGAGAAUUCAAGCAGAGGUCAGACAAAAUGCAAUUCUGAAAGAAGAUUUGGUCAGCAAGAAGAAAGCUUUAGAGAAGCAGCGUUUAGCUCUUUUGGAAGAGGUGUCUACUUUAGAGGACGUGUUGCAGAACGUUCCAGUAUCAACGUCUACUGAUGAAAAAGCAAAUGCAGAUCUAGUCGAAAUAGAUCUAUCAGAGGGAAAUGAUUCUGGUUUACAACAUAACCAACCACAUGAGCAAAGUUCUAAUGAACCUGGAUUACAACAGACAGAGAAGGAACUUGAAUCUGCAAGUAUUUCACAUAAAAAUAAGGACACGCACUCGAGCAAGCACCAUGGUGAUAAACAUCAUUUACAUUCCUUGCCUAGUAAACACCAUGAACGGAGUAUGAGCAAGUCUACAAGCUCAAGACGAGCCCAUCCAAAGGGCGAGGCAGCUAAUACAACUUCAGCUCUGUCAAAAAUAACAAACAGACUCAACUUUUUGAAAGAACGACGUAACCAAAUAGCUGACGAGCUACAGGACAAUGAUAAAGAUCACAAGAAUCAUAAACACAAUAGAAGCAGUAGAAAAUGGUCAGAAUGUUCGCAAGGACCUGAUGACUCCCAGAUACAAAAAGAAAGCUCAUUUCAGCAUAGGGAAGAUAAAGGAAGAUCAGAAGACCAAUCUACUAAUAACCAAGCUCAAGGAAAAACGACCACUAGAUGA